UCAAUUGCACCAUCAGCGAUAUCUGCCCCAGCUCUGUCACUGACAAGAGGUUCCCUGAAGAUCAGCACCAUUUCACCCCCAGUCUCUAAGGCCAAAGUACCCAAAUCAAAUACAACAUCACUUUCCCCUGCUGUAGGUGCUACAGCUGUGGGAAUUAUUACUUCAUCAGUUUCUGCAUCCACAUCUUCAACAGCUUCUCCUCCUGGCUCAGUAAACUCCUCCCAGUCUUCAGUACCUCCAAAUAUUACAACAUCACGGUCACCAACAGCAGCCGGACAUAAUAUUUCAUCACUUACUUCAAGAUUUGUCCAACUUGGAAAUGCGAAUAGACCUGACUCUCCUACUUUAGGCCCUAUAUCUUUGAAUAGAACUUCAGCGGUAACUCCAUCACCCUUCACAAUCAUUAAGGAAGUGCUCAUAUAUGUCAAGAUUGUGUUUGUCACUCACACAAUUAUGCCCAGUGAAAGUGAAAUCCUUAAUAUUGCCAAUACUCUGCUAAAUCCACAAGCAAGAUCUGAAAUUAUAACACUGAUUAAUCUAAGAAGCAUUCAAAACAUCACAUAUGAAAAAAUCUCAGACACUUCAUUUGGAAUCAUUUUGACCUACUUGAUGAGUAAUGUCAAAAUCGAUGCAAGAAUUUCGCUGACAAAUCAGAUCCAGCAAGACAUAAACCUGUUGAUGAACCUUAUCCUCGCUGACCCCUUAUCCAAUUCUAACAUCACCUAUCCGAAGGCGACCUUUAUUAAUGAUAAUAAUCGGAUCGUCGCAAAUGAGACCUACAUCUUUGAGAUGGGAGACGUUAACAAUCCAAGCAGAUUCUUGUACGCGAUCAUGAAACUCAUUGGUUUAGUAACUACUCCACCCCCUACCACUACUGCCCCUGGCCUCCUUCCCACUCUCUACAUGACCUUGCCCUCCUCUGGUACCACGGCUGGGUUGGGAAAUCAGAGAUUUCCCACGUGGGCCUUGGCUAUCAUCAUACCCUGUGCCAUCGCCAUCAUCCUCAUUCCGCUAUGGAUUCUGCUAUGCUGCUUCCUGUUCGGAUGCUGCGCGGCCAUCAGACGGCACUUCAGCAGACGGAGAUCAUACCAUAUAAACAGGACUCAUUAUGACAUCUUUUAAAAUGAAACGACACGCAGAGAGACACAGAAGCAUCAUGCACGCUUACAAAAAUAUGUAUCUUUAAUGUUACGUAGAAAUACUGAGAAAUGUAUUAAGAUCUAUUUUCAAUCAAUGUAUAUGUAGGUUAAAACAAUUUUGCAAUAAUAAGAUAAGCGAUCAUUAUUAUUUAUUACUUUUAAUAUAUGCCUCAAAAAUCAUUGUGAUGGCUUGAUA
Brienomyrus brachyistius is the source of this 1335-nucleotide messenger RNA. RefSeq lists its product as uncharacterized. The transcript is spliced from 7 exons. The record is from RefSeq and is a predicted model, not a curated record. The coding region runs from base 454 to 1122 and encodes 222 amino acids. Lineage: Eukaryota; Metazoa; Chordata; Actinopteri; Osteoglossiformes; Mormyridae.